AAUAAAAUGAGUUAUGCAGCAGAUCACUUAGCCUGGCAACAAAGAGUUACUCAAGAGGACAGUGCUAGUAAAAGAUUCUUAUUCUGGAAGACACAGAGCGGGUUUGGCAGUCAGACUGACGAAUUUUUCAGUGAUUGGGCUAAACGGAAUUAUAUGACUACAAACCAGGAUAAUCAUUCUAAAAUGCUGAAGAAGAUGAACCCUGAGCUUUGGGAUAGAUUUGGAAACCAAAUUCAUCUAAACCAGAAAUUCCACCCGAACAUGACUGGACAGUACAUGUACACUGGAAGGGAAGCUAAAACACCGAAUAACAUGACUAGAAAGCAGGAAUAUAUCUCAUUACAGGGCCCAGUGCAGCCAAAACCGCCUGCUUUCUUUGACCAAGCUUAUCAAGGAAAGCCAGAUUGGAGGAAGAAAGCAUCCCUCUCUCAGACAAGGCCCUACAGUGCUUAUAAUGCUCAUGAUGAUGCUCAAAGCUACAUGAGCCAUCAGAAGCUAAAAAGGAAACAGAACCACCAGAAAACCCUCGACCCUUCCAAAGCAAUGAUCAGGUCUAGAAGACUCAAGACUAGAUCCAAAAAGAGGCAGGACGAGGAUGAAGAAGAAUGGGAAAGAUUUAACGAAAAAGUCAGCUACAAAUCUGGAGUCUCACAAAGAUCCAGCAAGUUCUCCAAUAGACUCCAUUCAGCCAACAGAAACGCCAGACCAGGGAAAUAUCUCGGUUUGAGGGACAGAAUGUCUAAUGCUAAGGCUGCCAGUGAGCUCACUCAGCAGAACUUGAAAGAUUUUGAGGAAAGACUUAGCUCCCAAGCAGGAGCUUCCAGAAGAAAAGAUAAAAUAAUCUUCAGUGACAAAGAUAAACAAGUCAAAGAUUACGAAGAAAAUAAAGAAGGCGAAGGCGACAAAGAAGAAGAACCCCUCAACCAAGAGGAUCCCGAUCAAGAAGGUGAAGGUGAUGCUGAUGCUGAAAAAGAAGAGGCAGAAAACGAAGAACUUAUGUCAAUCAAAUCUAAAUCUGAAGUCCAAACUAUGUCUAAAGCGUCCAGAAAAUCCUACGUCCUCUCCCUCAGAAAGCAGCUGCAGAAAGAAAGAGAUGAGAGACGUAAACUAGAGGAACAAGUCAAAGAGAUGAUAGAGUCCAAGAGAGCUACUAGCCAAGAAUAGUGCAUGCUAAAAUUAGAAUAAAGAC
This is a messenger RNA of Moneuplotes crassus, 1189 nucleotides long. The record is from the annotation of a GenBank genome assembly. Lineage: Eukaryota; Ciliophora; Spirotrichea; Euplotida; Euplotidae.